CUGUUCACCUGACGACAUUUCCGGAGUUACGCCCGACUCCAUUUUACACGAAAACUAUCUUUGUAGAAGAGAUAUCAUUUUUAUUCGGGUUGACAAAGUGCCCCAAUCUGUCUUUUUUGUCACAUUCCUCUUACUGAAGAUGCCAGCUGUAUGAUGACAUUGAAACUGCCUGGAGAUAAACAUGAAAGAUAACUACACAGUUUGUUAUCAGUCAUGAAUCAAGUCUGAGGACAAAAAUAUCCCUGGCAAGAGUUGCUUUAUUAUGAAACAUGGACCAGGGUACAGUUGACAGCCCUGUCACUCUUGUCAUCAAGGCACCCAAUCAGAAAUAUGAUGACCAGACCAUCAAUUGUUUUUUGAAUUGGACAGUAGAGAAAUUGAAAAAACACAUCUCCAACGUUUAUCCCAGCAAACCGUUGUCUAAGGACCAGAGACUUGUCUAUUCUGGACGGCUUUUGCAGGAUCACUUGCAGUUGAGGGAUGUGCUAAGAAAGCAAGAUGAAUAUCACAUGGUCCACCUGGUGUGUGCUUCACGAAGCCCCCCAUUAUCCCCCACUCUUGGAAGCCCGGUUAGCACCACUAGUUCAAGCUCUUCAACUUCAGAGAGUGCUAGCACAUCCUCCUCAGCUUCCACCCCUAGUCAGGAUAUCUCAGCUGGGAGUUCUGAUGGCUUGCGGCACCGGGGAAUACCGGUACAAACACUUGGCCUCAACCCUGCCCCUACUGGUGUGAUGCAAAGGCCUGAAGGAAUGCCGCUUCCCAUGCAAGGUGGUCCAACUGCUGGUUUCCCCGCCCACCCUAUGUACAUGCCGAUGCAAAUGUUUUGGUGGCAGCAGAUGUAUGCUCGCCAUUAUUAUGUGCAAUAUCAAGCAGCCAUGGCAGCCUCCCGGGCGUCCAGCAUGGCCCCCUCUUCCCCCCCUAGCGCUGGCCCCUCUACUCAGCCAGCACAGCCUAAUGAACCUGCAGCCCCUAUGGGGCCCAAUCCCGCUCCUGAAGAUCGCCCUGCCAAUCCCAACAUCCAGAUGAACGCUCAGGGUGGAGCCAUGUUAAACGAUGACGAGCUGAACCGGGACUGGCUGGACUGGAUGUAUACAGUGUCACGUGCCGCCAUCCUGCUCAGCAUCGUCUACUUUUAUUCCUCCUUUGGCCGCUUUGUCAUGGUGAUCGGUGCCAUGCUACUGGUUUAUCUGCACCAGGCUGGCUGGUUUCCCUUUAGAGCAGAUUUGCAGAAUCCAAGAGCUGGAGAAGGUCCACAAGACGAGGCGGAUCAAAACCACGAUAUGCAGGAGAUGGAGCGUAUGAUGGAUGAGGGGAUGGAGGAUGACGAGGGUGACAGCGGGGAGGAAGGUCACGAAGACCCCGUGAACCCAGGUCCGCAUCAGCCAGGCUUCUUGUCGGCCACAUGGUCGUUCAUCAGCACUUUCUUCACCUCUCUAAUCCCUGAGGGGCCUCCACACGCUGCCAACUGAACUCACAUGUCUCCACAUUGUCAGUCUACAGUGGAGUACAAAAAGACUUUACUACAAAAAAUAAAUAAAAGCAAAAUAAGUACAAAACAUGUUCUGCCAUGUAAUGGCAAGUCUGUAAUGCUGCUUCAAUGGUCUCCCUAUGCCAUUGCCUAAUGCUUUUCUUUCCCGCCUUUUUCAACAAGUCGGGCUGAGUUUUGGAUAAGGAUUCAUGGAUGUGCUAUCCAUGUUAUAUGACAAAAUACCUUUUUCAUUAUGACUGUUUAAUCAACACUUAAGGCCAUAAGACCUUGUGAACCAUGCAGUUACUUUAAUGCAGCAGUUCCCAACACUGUUCCUGGAGGCACCCAACACUACACAUUUUGGAUAUCUCCCUAAUCAAACGCAUCUGGUUCAACUCAUCAGCUCGUUAGUAGAGAUUCUACACCUGAAUUGGGUGUGUCAGAUAAGGGAGAUACAAAUGAUGUAGUGCCUCCAGGAACCGGGUUGGGAACCCUCGAUGUAGUGCAUAACUAUUUUUUCUCUCAUUUGUGUGUAAAUAAAUAGUAAAUAUUUACAGAUAUGAAUAUAUGCAUCUCAUUGAAAUAAUGUGUUUAAAAUAAAAUUAGGUUUUGGUUUCUUAGUGUAAUAAGUGGUUUUAUUUCGUCCAU
Messenger RNA from Xyrauchen texanus (razorback sucker), 2116 nucleotides. RefSeq names its product homocysteine-responsive endoplasmic reticulum-resident ubiquitin-like domain member 2 protein. The transcript has 9 exons. Bases 270 to 1469 code for a protein of 399 amino acids. The record is from RefSeq and is a predicted model, not a curated record. Gene Ontology annotation, molecular function: protein binding. NCBI's taxonomy places the organism in Eukaryota, Metazoa, Chordata, Actinopteri, Cypriniformes, Catostomidae. Gene Ontology annotation, biological process: endoplasmic reticulum unfolded protein response.